AAGGGGCGGCACCGGAAGUAGCGGCGGCAGCGGCAACAUGGGGAAGCAGAAGAAGGCGCGGAAGUACGCGGUCAUGAAGCGCAUGAUCAGCCUCCGGGAUCAGCGCAUUAACGAGAAGGAGCGGGCGAAAGCCCCCGUGAAGAAGAAGGAGGACCCGAGUGCCAUCAAGGAGCGGGAGGUCCCCCAGCAUCCCUCUUGUUUGUUCUUCCAGUAUAACACGCAGUUGGGCCCCCCUUACCACAUCCUAGUUGACACUAACUUCAUCAACUUCUCCAUCAAGGCCAAGCUGGACCUAGUGCAGUCGAUGAUGGACUGUCUCUAUGCCAAAUGUAUUCCAUGCAUCACAGAUUGCGUAAUGGGUGAAAUUGAGAAAUUAGGACAGAAGUACCGUGUGGCAUUAAGCUCUUGUUUUGAGAAUAACAUACUGCGUUCCUGUUCCUCCAGACUGUGUUACUGUACACUCUGGUCUGGUUGCUGUCACGCUGCCUUGUAUGUCCCCACAGAAUUGCCAAGGACCCUCGGUUUGAACGCUUGCCGUGUAUGCACAAAGGAACCUACGCAGAUGACUGCUUGGUACAGAGGGUCACUCAGCACAAGUGUUACAUUGUGGCCACAGUGGAUAAAGAGCUCAAGCGGAGAAUACGAAAAAUCCCAGGAGUGCCUAUAAUGUAUAUUUCCAGGCACAGAUACAAUAUUGAGAGGAUGCCAGAUGAUUACGGAGCUCCUCGAUUCUAACCUGUCCAGCCAAGCCAUCGAUGCCAGGACUCUGAGCCAGGAUAAGGGUCCUUCUGGUUCCAACCCUCCUGCUUUCUUUUCUGCUGGGUCUCUGCUCAUAGGACUGUGGGUGACAUUGGACCAACUUUAUAGCCUUGAUCUUCUAAGAAAAAGCUACUUGGAAGAGUCUGGUUUUAUUCAUCCUUGUUCUGACUUGGCCUGAUUACCUAUAGCUGGGAGAAGCACAUGGGAAAGAGAGGCCAGCAGUGCCCAGAACAAGCCUAACUGCCUCUUUGUGGGGGUCAUUGGAAAAAGUGAUUUCAGCAUUCUGAAUUCUGGUGAUGCAAUUCUGGCUGAGAAUGAAACCACCGAAAUUUUAGAAGUUUCUUACUGCUGUAUCUGCAGCAGGACAAGUGUUCCUCCGGGAAACUCCCUCACACCUGUCCCACGAGCAAAUUGGAAUCUGCAUUCUGGACAAAAGCUGUCAAAUCUGCACCAGUUGGCGUGUCUUCUCUGGACCAAUGGUCUGGAAAAUUUUAAUUCAGAAUUGAUGGGCUUCUAUUCAACUGUACAAUGAAUGAAGUUGGGUUAAGUGUUCAGAUUCCCGUGUCUAUACUGGGUUAGGUGGCAGCUCAGUCCUUUUGCUUAUAUGGAGAGUGAUGGCAGGAGAGCAGGGUUGGGUCGGGACAGACAUUUCUAUCUUGUUUGCUUGACACCUGUGCACCUCAAAGGCUUAUCCCUUUCGUUAGGUGUCAGGGAAUAGGAGGAAGGUAUCAGACUUUAACAGGAAAAUGUCAAACUGUGAAAGGUAUUAACGUAGGCUGGGAGCAGAGUAGGUGGGAGGAAUCUGAGCAAUGGCUCUGGAUCAAGAGAGUCUCACAGAGACCUGCAGCAUUUGCUGCAGGAAGGAAGUGGUCAGCGGAGGGAAGGAAAAGAGAUGGUUAAGCCACAUGGAGAAGUGGAGAGGAAAAAAUACUUCAAAGAUGAACUCUGUAUUCUCAUAUCUUCUCCAUUACUCUUUAAUUUUUAGCAAUAUAAUUUGCUCUUCUGAUCUCUGCUCUGUGGUGAGAGGAAUUGUCUUAAGACUGAGAGGCAAGAGACAAUAUGAGGGUUGCCAGGGGCCAACGUGCCAUAGCGUGCUUCCUAGCUGAAAUGCUGGAGUUGGGGUAUAGUAAAGGAGGAGAAACUUUCAAACUUUAGUAGAGCUUUUAUCCUGUGGUGCCUUACACUGGUCCAGGUUGCAGAGACUAGCUGAACUCGGAUGUCUGUAUGCUGGGCAGCAUACAGUGAAGAUAAUACCUCUCUUCUGCUAAUCAUUUCUGUCCUUGGGAAAUGCCCUGACGUGCUAAUAACUUCUUGCUAGCACCCUGCCUCUACAGAUACUGCAGGAAACUUUGGGAACACAUCAAUCUUACUCCUCGUACUAUCUCUUUACUUGCUGCAGGCUCACCUACUAAACUCAUCCCUGAAAUAACAGCAUACUGACACUUUCAAAACAUAGCCUCUUCCAAGCUAUCACUGUUGAAGUUUAUCUUCUCUGCCUCCAGUCAGGAAGGGGGUAGCCAACAACCCUGAGAUUUUACACUCUGUGUGUAAUUGUACAUUUCAAAAAUAAUAUCCUUAGUUUUCUUCUCUCAAUCCAAGUAACAUUUAUUUAAGGUAAAUGUUUAAGUGUUGUCAUGAACACUUGAAGAUCAUGUUUAGUCAAAUGAGGACUGACACACAGUUGUAGGAUUAGAUCUGUGUAACUUGGUUUCCAGAAUAAUUCUCCAUUUUGAAAGACUUCUAUAAGACAGAGUUAACUAGAAUUGUUUCUGUGCAAAUAACUUCACUUGAAUUAACCUAAAUUGAAGGAAAAUGGAGAAGAAAGAAAUGGAGUCUUAUGGUAAUACUUGAUAUCAGUCUUUGUGGUGCUAAAGAAGAGGUCAAAGGCACAGCAACAUGAUGCAUUUGGGGAAUGUCUGCCUGCCAGCAGAAUGCCUACUGGAGGGACUUAACAAAAAUAUAUGUAUGUAGCAUGAACUGUGGGUAGGACUCAAAGCAAACGUGCCCAUUUAAUGAAGUCUUUUACUCCUUAAAUUAAUGUUCCUUGUAAUCUGCCUUGCUUGUUUUAGUAACAGGAGGAGGAACCUGGAAUAGGUAUAAGGCAAUUCCUGAAGAAGCAUUAAGAGGGUUGAAGGACAAGUAGCAGGGAGGAGGUAUUGGCAGUGAGUGAACCCAUCAGGAAAUGUUCGUAAAUUGAGUGUAAUUGGCAAGACAGAAAAACUUGGGUAUUAACUCAAAGAGCCUGGUCAGAAGAGAAACGCAGGACAGGAAAGGACCCCCUGAGUUACCAAGUGCUUCCCCUGCAGUCCCAGGGAACCUGUGUACCAGACGCUUAGUUCACAGGGAAGUAUUUACUCCAUGCACACCAUGGCAUCCCAGCCUCGGAUCCAACUUACAGUACGUCAAAGGAGGAAAGAUCAUUAUCUGUAUAACAGGAAAGAAUUUGGUAAGCGAGAAUGCUUUGGUGUUCCUACAAAUGCAGAACUCUGCCAGUCCAAAUCAGAAGAGAAAUUUUUUCCUGACCCAACUCUGGCAGUUGGUUUAAACCUGCACAUGAGUUAGAUAUCAAACAGAUGCCUGCAAUGUUUCUCAGUAACUCUAGGGAAUCCAGCCUCCCCCUUAACAUCCUGUCUCUUGCUGUAGCCAGUUUCCAUAGCUUCACAGACAGAGAAAACAAUCAGAAAAGCCACAAAAAGAAGGUUUGAAGUUAUGCGAAGAAUGGGAGAAAAUAAUUUCUACACCUUUCUGGGGGCCACCAGAAGGCCCAAGAUUGCUGCAGCAGUUCCACCAGAUGGAAGUGAAGAAACUUAAGCUGCUGAUCCAAGAUGUGACACUGGUUAAUUGAGGGUUAACUGAAAUGUGUUAGAAUAGCAUUUAGAAGCAGGAAGAGCAUAAGCUGUUAGAAAAAUUAACUAAAACCAGCAUGAUGACAUGCAUUAAUGUUACGGACUGUAAAAGAAUAAGAGGGCACAAUGUGAACUUAACAGGGUUGCUUUAGGACAAGGUAAUGUUGGGUAAAACCAAUGUAUCUUGGCUGGCGGGAAUCAACUCCACUGCUGACCAAACCAGAUUUGGGCAUCAACAAAAGCAUCUGUCAAGUUAUUUGGAAAUUAGAUUUUGGCCUCCUCGAUGUAGGCUGGAAAACAAUUGGUACUAAAAAUUGUUGAGUACAUGUAUUUCUUCAUAAGGGAAGUAACAGGUUUCUUCACAAUAUUGAGUAACCACAAUAAACAGCAAGAAUAUUGGGAGAGACCUGCCUGCAGGAAAUAACCUUGAGUAGACUGAUCACAAGAACUCACUUUGAGUGAAUUGAUCAGGAGGAUAAAUCAAAGGAUGUUUGCAACAGGAAUUCCCUGUUAUGAAAGGACAGACUUUCAAAAGCUUAGUGAGCAAACUGGCCCUAACAGCUUGUGGAUAUAAAUGUUAAAUAUGUGUAUGAUGUGGAGGCCAAAAGUAGGUGAAGUCAUAUUCACUGCAAGAGGAAGCUUGAAGGAGCACCACCCUAGACAGAAAAGGAUCAAUAAUCAUCUCUAGAUGAAAAGAUACUGAAGAAUAGAAAAGACAAUUCUAUGUGUAUUAGAUUAAUUAAGAUGGUAGUUUUCUUAAAGAUUUGCAUCUCAUAACUUGAGCUCUGACUCUACUUGAAGCUUUUCUUGUAGAUUCAUGGUGCAUCACCUCUGUGGGUUCCUUGGAACUUAACAACAAAUGAACACAAAGUCAUCUUUUCCAGCAGAGAGGACAAAACUUUUUUCUCUGCCUAGUAAUCUGGUUUUCCUGAUUGUUCUCCUGACUGAAGUCUUUGGACUUUAACACCUGCCUUUCUCCACUGGCCAGGGGUCCUUGAUUCACCAGCCACGAACUAGGGAUUGAACAUGAGA
Molecule: messenger RNA, 4637 nt
Organism: Chroicocephalus ridibundus (black-headed gull)
Lineage: Eukaryota; Metazoa; Chordata; Aves; Charadriiformes; Laridae
Gene: FCF1
Product: FCF1 rRNA-processing protein
Exons: 8
Coding region: 38-667 (209 amino acids)
Cellular component (GO): nucleolus; small-subunit processome
Source: RefSeq, a predicted model, not a curated record